AAACUGACAAGCCAGACAGAUUUGGUCUGGGUUCAUAGAAGUUCUGGACAGACUGAGACAUGUGGCCGAGACGUUUACUUGGCCGCUUUGAGUUUCACAUGUAAAUGCUUCCUACAUUUGGUUUACAUGGUCGCUGCAUAAUCUAAAGUGUACCAGGAAUCAAGUUGGAUUCUAAGCUACAACUUCAGCUCAUACAUUUGAUACGUUACGGGGAUUAAAGCUGUUAAGUGCUGAAGAUGGCUGGAAAAUCGGAAAAUGGUGGACUCAGGGAGUUUACCGUAAAUGAAGUGGCAGAGCGCUGUCCCAUUUGCCUGGGAGUCAUGAGUCAAGACAACCUAGCUAUGCCUGACAGCUGCUGCCACAUCUUCUGUCUCGGCUGCAUUCUCACAUGGGCAGAGUCACAGACCGUUCCAUCUUGUCCAGUGGACAGACAGUCAUUCAAUGACAUCUACCAAUGGGACACAACUUUGGGACUUGUAUUGGUCCCUGUGAAGAAGAAAAUUGGCGCAUUAGAGCCUGAGAGGUGUUUGUUGAAGAGUCAGCAAAAGGAACUGCAGAUGACCCAAAGGACUCCUGCCAAAGAAAACAGGCAUAUUAAGAAAUGCAAGGAUAAAGACCCUUCUGUAAUCAGCAGGAAAAAGGUUCGACAAGCUUUACACUUCACCUGGUCCCUGUCUACAUCUGGCACAUCACCGGGUACUUUGAUACAGGGCAUUUCUGAACCUCUUUGGGUGGCGGAGGAGGAGUUCUCUGUAUCUGGACAUAAACAAUGUAGGCACCAGACAGAGAAUUUCCCAUGGCUGUUGGCUGCUGUGCCUGUUUCUGCUUGGGGCAACUCCAGACACUGUUUGAAUGCCGUUGGUUGGAGGAACAUCCAGUUCCCCCUUAGAAGCUUCUCACCUUUCUCAAUUUCUACAACACAUUCUGGCUUGGGCCAUUUUGUAUUUCAGGGACGAGGUUAUGCAGUCACAUGCCCAAAAGGAGGGGAGAAGAAAGGGGGUCGGACAUCAAGUUCAAGAUCUCCCUUCAAACAGACUGAGUCUAUGACUUCUAGACGCUCUAACCGUACCAGCAAAGCCCAGGAACAAGCUCCACUGCAAGAUGCUGCAUCCUCACAGUCACAGUCCUCGGACUCAGACUUGUCUGCAAACAUGUCACCCACACUUGGCAAAGCCCCCCUAGCAACUAGAAAGGGCAAACGGCCAGCUUGCCGAAAGUCAGAAGGUAAAAAGACAGGCCAUGGGAGAAGGAAAGCCACUCCUAGACUCCUUAGCAGGCUUACAGCAAGUGAAGAGGAUGAUGGAGUCGACAAGGAGAUUGAAAAGAAUAAGAAAGGUAAAGAGGAAAACAAUGUGGAAUCUGGAAACUCAGAUGCUGAAUCUACUCCAUUGCAGUGGAAUCAGAAUUCUAGCCUUGUCAAUGAAGAACUAUGUCCUAAAUCGUCGUUAAGCAAUUUCAUACUAGAUCAGGGCGAAGUUAGGAGCCAGGUAGACAAAGACAGUUCUCCAGACGAACAACUGUUAGUGAAGGAGACGGAGAGUGGAGAAGGGGUUCCUUCUUCACCAACUGAAGCAUCUCUGGAUUGCCAUGGUGUGUCAUCUGAUGGGAAUCAGGCUGAAGAUCACAAAAACACUUUUUUUUCUGGACAAAUUGAAGACUUGUCACUUCAUUCCAGCUCUGUGUUGCCAUUGGAAAGUCCAAAGUUUCUACAGUCUGGCAAACAUUUGGAAGAAAUACAAGAUGAGAACGCUUAUCCCGUAAGGGUUGUUGCAGAUUCAGUCGAGAAGAACUUUAAAAAGGACAUUUCAAUAGCGGUGAAUGCUGAGAUGGUUCUCAGCACUAUAAGAGAACAGGGACCUUCUGAUGAGUCUCAAUUCUCUGACUCUCUGGUUGGUACCAAGCCCCUGAAAGCUCAAGACACCUCAGAAAAUAAAGCUUUUGAAAAUUUAAGUAUUCACAGUUCGCCAGACUGGACAAAUGAGAUCUCUAAGACCACAACCAAAGUGGACAAUCAAUCAAAGGAUGACACUGAUGGUGUACCAAUGGACUGUGAUACACCUAGCAGUGAGCACAACAAUGACCUGACCAUUAAUCCACAAAUAGAAAGCAGUAUAAUUAAUGCAGAGCUCCUGGCACCCACCAGUCUGAGCUUGCUGGAUGGUAAUGGGAGUCAGCAGGAACAAGAAAGCUCAAGUGGAAUGGAGAGCCAGGACAAAAGGAAUGGUAGACAGCGCCAAUCUCGUUUCCACUCUGCCACCACUACCUGGUCUCCAAAGAAAGACUCCAGACAAGACUCAUCCCGAGGUUCAAGUUCUGGCUCCCGAGAACACACAAGGGAAAGAGAUGGCAGCCCGCCUUCAAGUCACUCCACUCAUAUCCGCAGCUGGGAUAGGGGAGGGAACAAUAAGAAGGACUCAUCCAAAAAAGAAUGCAAUCAUGAGGAAAAGAGCAGAAGGCGGUGUAGAUCUAAAAGCCUCUCCAGAACCAGAUCUCGUUCUAACUCAAGAUCCAGGUCUAGGACAAGACUGUACAAACGUGGAACAUCCCCUGAAAAGCCCACUUCAGGGGCUCAGUUGCCAAGUUGGAAGACAGACCGCUGGGGUGGGGAACGUUGGACAGAUCACAGGAGUGGUGGUGGAGACAAGCGCCGCUUCAAAAACGGAGACCCAUCGCCAGAUCAGGGCUGUUUAACCAAUCUAGAUUGGGUUCAGGAAAAGACCACGGGUGAUGCUGGUGCCAGGAGCCAUGAGACCUUGUCAGUGGAUGAAAACAAUCGCUGGGAUGAUCAAGUAAGCAGUGGGUUGUCUGACUCAUGGUACCGGAUGUGCAACGAGCCGGAGGAGCAAGGAGAAAAUCGCUGGCAGUCAAGAAACAGUUUCUCAGGGACAGCAAAAAAUUCAGGGAGUGACGCAUACAGCCGAUUCAAUGAGAACCGAGAUAGUCGUAGGAAAGAAGCCGAUCUUGGUGAGUUGCCUCUUGACCGAUCAGGUUGGUCAUCAGCUUCCAGUUGGGCAGUAAGGAGAACACUUCCAGCAGAUGUGCAGAGCUAUUACUCCAGGAGGGAGCGAGGUGCUGGGGGAGGAGGAGGCUGGAUCAGACGAGAGGAAGACCAGCCCACAACAGAUCUCCCUAAAGAUGAUCUGACUCUUCAAACACAGAGUGAAAGUCAAGUCUCCCUAGGUGUGAUGCACCCCCAGUUCAAUGUUCUCCACUAUCCCCUGGGUCAACAUGGAGUACCGGUCAACCUGCCGUCAGCAGCGCCAUAUGGAAUGCCGCCUCAGGUCCCCAUACACCUCCAUCCCACAGUGCCUCUCCUACAGGUUCCUUGUGUGACAGCCCAGGGCCUCCCCCCUCCUCCCCCACCACCACCUCCCAUGCAGCAUGGCAGUCUGACAGCCGCCCAGCCAGAUAGCCGCACCACACAGAAACUGCAAAUUCAAGAAAGAGCUGUUAAUGAAGUCAAGACUGCCAUCAAACCCUACUACCAAAAGAAGGACAUCACAAAAGAGGAGUAUAAAGAGAUUGUUCGUAAAGCCGUUGAGAAAGUCUGCCACAGCAGAAGUGGAGAGGUGAACUCUGGGAAGGUAGCCAACCUGGUGAAGGCCUAUGUGGAUAAAUACAAACAUGUCCGCAAGAAAUGACAACAGCCAAUUGGGGACAGUCGAAGCCCAUCAGCUGCUUAAGUGCAAUUUAAACCAGCUGUAACCAGGCAUCCAUGCAGAGAGAAAAAAAGACUGGAGCACCAAUUUUUGAUAUCUUUCAACUUACUUUGAAUGAAGAUUUUUCUAUAGAUUCAAUAUUUUGUGUAAAAAAAAUGAUCAGUCAGAAAUUGUAGAGCAAGGGCCCUUUAUUUUGCAUAAAAUAUGUUGUUUGGGAGCUACUGGACCCAGAGUAGUUUGGUAGUUAAGGUUAGUGUGUCUGUUGAGAUGAACCCAAAACAUGUCCACUGGUACGAUGCCUGGACCUACAUGAUUAUCAAGGUAAAUUUAUAUUGUUCAUGUUUUUAUAAAAGUGUAUGAUGAGAAUUCAGAACAUAGUGUCAAGAUUAAUGUUUUGCCUGAAUGAAUCUCUUGCCACAACAAUGUAUCCAGUGUGAUAGUACCAGGGACUGGAUUUGUUUGUUUCUUGCAGUAAUCAGCAGCACACUUUGUACCCUUCUGAACAGGGAACAUAUAUGACUCCUGGCCUUUACAAGUAUCCAAUAUGCUGUGUGAAUAUUGUGCACAAUACCUAGAAAGCAGUUAAAUAAAUUGGAGUGUUUAAAAACUAUAUUUUCACACUUUUUGAUUCAAUUCAUAUAGUAAUUGUGUAAUGUGAGUUAAACUGCUUGUUGAUUUUAGAAACUAGUUUGGAAGAUUUUCUUUUUAAUAAAUUGCCAGUUUUGCAAGAUG
Osmerus eperlanus (European smelt) is the source of this 4391-nucleotide messenger RNA. RefSeq names its product SR-related CTD-associated factor 11 (gene scaf11). Gene Ontology annotation, biological process: spliceosomal complex assembly. Bases 237 to 3641 code for a protein of 1134 amino acids. Lineage: Eukaryota; Metazoa; Chordata; Actinopteri; Osmeriformes; Osmeridae. The transcript has 14 exons. Gene Ontology annotation, molecular function: RNA binding. The record is from RefSeq and is a predicted model, not a curated record.